Biomphalaria glabrata is the source of this 4007-nucleotide messenger RNA. Its product is annotated as alpha-methylacyl-CoA racemase-like. The record is from RefSeq and is a predicted model, not a curated record. Gene Ontology annotation, molecular function: alpha-methylacyl-CoA racemase activity. The transcript has 8 exons. Gene Ontology annotation, biological process: bile acid metabolic process. The coding region runs from base 267 to 1391 and encodes 374 amino acids. Gene Ontology annotation, cellular component: mitochondrion. Lineage: Eukaryota; Metazoa; Mollusca; Gastropoda; Planorbidae.
UCUAGAUCUAUAAGCCUUAUGCCCUUAUUUGAUUAUCGUUUUAGAAAAUAAUGAGCUUUGUAUAGAAUCUAGAUUUAGAUGACCAAUUAUUGUUUGGAGAUGGUUUAUUUCUAAAUUAAGAAAUGAAGAAAUAAAUGAAAGGUGCGUUGUAUUAGCAGAAUCUAUUUUUGAAUGCUAAAAAAACCUGGUAUGAUGUGAGAGUUCAAAGGGUUCUACAUUCUGGUUUCUGGCAACUAUUAAUCCGAUAUAAUACGAUUUUCUUCAGCAUGGCUCUUAAAGGCAUAAAAGUUAUUGAACUUGCAGGUCUUGCACCUGUCCCAUACUGUGGCAUGAUACUGUCAGACUUUGGUGCUAGAGUUAUUAGAAUAGACAGGCCCUAUGCCCCCAAUAUCGACUGCUUGGGAAGAGGCAAACAGUCUAUCUGUGUAGAUCUAAAAAAAAAAGAAGGAACUGAUGUAGUAAAAAAAUUAUGCUCUCAAGUUGAUGUUUUGGUGGAACCUUUCAGACCAGGUGUUAUGGAAAAACUUGGUCUUGGUCCUGAGGUAUUAACUGCAUCUAAUCCAAGACUAAUAUAUGCUCGUUUAACUGGUUAUGGACAAACAGGUUUAUUUUCUCAUAAAGCUGGACAUGAUAUAAAUUAUAUUUCUAUCUCAGGUAUUUUAUCAAAAUUAGGCAAAAGAGAUGAGCCACCACUUCCGCCAGUAAAUUUAGCUGCCGAUUUUGGCGGAGGUGGUCUUAUAUGUGCCCUUGGCAUUGUCAUGGCCCUACAUGCACGUCACAGUUCUGGUCUUGGACAAGUUAUUGAUGCAAAUAUGGUGGAAGGUUCAGCAUAUUUAGGUAGCUGGAUUGAUGGAAGUGACGUAAUUUUCAACAAACCAAGAGGAUAUAAUUUAUUAGAUGGUGGAUCCGCAUUUUAUAGCACCUAUGAAACUAAGGAUGGCAAAUAUGUUUCAGUAGGAGCUCUAGAAGACAAGUUUUAUAAAGAUCUUAUCAAAGGUUUAGGCUUGUACAAUCAAAAUAUCUCACAAACAGAUGAUCAAGACAAGCAAAAGGAAUUAUUUGCUAAGAUUUUUCUUACAAAAACUAGGGACGAGUGGACAGAAGUUUUUAAAAACCUUGAUGCUUGUGUCACACCUGUACUUACUGCAGAAGAAGCAGCUGUACAUCCUCAUAACGCUUCCAAAGGGACAUUCCAAAAAUCAAUGCAACCACCAAGCCUAAUGGCUAACCCAGCCCCACGGAUGAGUAGAACACCAGAAAUUCGUCAGUACAGACCCCUUCCUGAAAUAGGCCAACAUACUUUUGAAGUACUAAGGGAGUUUGGCUACUCUCAGAUGGAUAUAAAUGGCUUAAUAAAAGCAGGAGCUGUUGUGGAGGCAUCUAAACUUUAGUAAAUGUUAUUAACUUUUGCCUAUACUGUAGCCAAGAAGUGAUUUUUAAAAUCAAAUAUCAUGUUUGACUUGAAUUGUAAGAAUUUAUUUCUGAUAUAUUCAUCUUUAAUUACAUUAAUUAAUGUUAAUGGAAUGCCUAACUUAUGUUUAUCAUUAUGUUACAGUUAAACAUUGUUACUUAAUAACUUAAUUAUUUAUUUUUAUGCCAUUCUUAAAAUUUCUUUUACUUAUUUUUUUUUUAAUGUGAUAAUUGGUAAGAAUUUAAUUUUUCAUCAAAUAUUUUAUUAUAUCUUAAAGUAUUUUAUGUACAGAAUUCAUCACUAUACAUUUUUUACUAAAAAAAAUAAGAUGCCAUUAAAGUUUUUUCACAUUUCAUUUAUUUGCAAAGGACUUUAUUAUACUUUUUCUCAACAACCUUGACAUUGUGACAUUAAUAAAUAUUAGUUGAAUACGGCUGCAUAUCACAUGUCCAGAUCUACAUGUGUAUUUUAUCUUCAUCUUCACCACUUUUUUGCUGAUGAACUGUAAGCUUUUAUGCAGUCUGUACAUUGGAAAAGUAGUGUGAUGUUAUUCUCAGGUGUAAUACAAAUCCAUACAAAGUGUUUUUGCUGAGUCCUUGUGGGAAUAGAGUCUGUCUAAGGUGACUUAAAUUGGGCAUUCUAAGAGAGUAUGUUUCACAGUUUCGUAAGGAUGGGUGCAGUGUCUAUAGUGGGGUGGAACUACAGGGUUUAUUUUGUUUAUGUGAAGUGUUAAAAAUGUGUUUCUUGUUCUGAGUUAAAAGAUUACAGAUUGCUCUAUGCAGCAAAGGAAAAUGAUACUGUCCUGUUUGUUAGUUUGCUGUGGUCAUUUCUCUAUAAAUAGUUUCUUGAUGUCUGUUGGUUGAGCCACUAUUGAUUAUAAUUUACUGGCUAAUAUGACUUGAUAGUGUUGUAGUUUACUGUUCAUGGUGUUUCUAGUUAUUCCAUUGUGACUUUGUUUCCCUUUCAUUUUCCAUGAUUUUUAUGUGCUAAGAGAUUCAUUGUAAUGUGACUGGGAUGUCUAAAUUCAUCAUUAUAUAGUGGAUUAUCAGGAGUUGCCUAAUAGGGGUUUGAAAAGUAGAUUGUGAAUCUGCAAAGUCAAUUAUAUCUGAUGGUGGGGUUGUAUUCCAAAACUCUUUUCCUACUGUCUGCAGUGCAAAUGUGGUUGCUUAGAUUUUGGCCUGGAGAUUUGAGCAGUUAUCUCCAUAAGGUUCACUUAUCUCAAGUGCUUACUUUCAGGAAAGACCAAGAGAUUGUUAAAAGACUACAGAAACCCCCAGCCUGCACAUGUGCCCUUAAAAUCAUUUAAAUUGUUUGUCAGUAACAUGGAAACUAAUUAUUGUAAUAAUAAUUGACACCCAGGGAUGUUUCCAUGAACAUAACAUAGUGUUUAUUUAUAUAAGAUAGAACAAAAAAGUAAUAAUAUUAGUAAUGUAUAGAGUAUUGAUAAUUAAUUCUAUAAGUAAUUACCAAUGAUUUACAAUAUGCAAACAAGCUAAAUAUACAAAAUUCUUUUUUAUAAAAACAAAGCUUAUCUAUAGGAGAAGAACUCCAACCUUAAAACUAUAUCUAUCAAUAAUGUACAAGCUAUUUCCCUCAUUAAAAUCAAACAAAAUUAUUAUUACCAAUUAAUUAAUUGGGUAUUUUUUAAUUGAUUUGUGUUUUGUUAGGUACAAUAAAUAAUUGUUUAAAGUAUCAACUUGAUUGGAGAAUGUUUGAGGAGAAAUAGCAUUAACAAUUAUAAAGGGGACCAAACCCCAAAAAUUUAGCCAUAUCUGUGAAUACUGAAGUAUUAGUUUCCCUUGUUGGUAUCAAACAAAAUAAUUAAUUACCAGUAGUUAUUUGACUAAUUGGUUACUUUUUUUUUCAUUGAUUCAUGUCUUUUCUAUGCCAAUGAAUAUUUUUGUGAAGUUUUGAUCCGAGAAUGAGUGUGGGAGAAAUAAUGUGUACACACUUUUUACCAGACAGACAGAGUGAGUUGAUAUAAGCUUUGUAAAAAAAAAAACUUGAAUACAUAAGCUACAGUUGUGAAGUAGCUCAAGCGUCUUCUAUCAGCAUACAGCUACACUACUAUCAACUGCUUCUUGUACAGGUUCUUCAAUUCUUGGGUCUUACAAAAAUACUUUGUCUUCACAGUUAACACCCAAAGACUGGCCCUAAAGAUAAUAAAUAAUACACAAACUAUAUAGCCUAAUUCUGCUUAAUUAGCUAUAGUUCAUAAAAUAUCUUGGUCAAGAUCGUCCCAAAAAAUUGCCUGUUAACUUACUAAAAGUGGGGAACAAUUUGAUUAAUUGUAUUUGUUAAUUUAAAUUAUUAUUAUAUGUUUAAUUUAUACAGAAACUCAUGUACACAUUUUUAUUUCAGUGAUUAUUUCUUCUGUAUCAGUAGCCAUAUUGUUUGUGUGUUUUAUUCUUUUACUAGUUUUACUUCUGUUGGUAUAUCAAUAUGUGACCAUUAUUUUGUAUUAAAAUAAGUAAAAUACUAUUUUAAAAUUCUUAAAUAAUGCAUUUCACAUUAAAAAUUCCUUUUUAAAUAUUAUAACAUAUACACAGGACAGCUUACUAACAAAUUAUGCUAAAUAAACAAUUUAUAUAAUUGA